AUGGCCACAGAAGCACGGCUGCUCAAUCUUAAACAGCAAAUUGUUGAUGAAGUUCCUCUGGUUCAAUUUGUAGAUAGACUAGCCAUUCCGCGUCGAUCUCUGCUUAGACAUACACAUCCACCUCCUUCUGGACCACUACUUACACCUCUUCCUAGAGGGGAACAAGCGGAAGCAUUUUUCGAGAUUCUAGAACUUUUGGACUCAAAUGGAAGUAAAAUUGGUGCAAUGGCAGAGAAAAUUAACGAUAUGCAGAAUAUUGUCCUCUCUUCUAUUCAACAAACGUUAGACGAAGUUUAUGAUUCUUUGACGAACAAGGUUAGCAGACUGAUGAGAUUGCUCUCAAUUCACUGUGAUGUAAAGAUGAUAAAGGCGGUAGGAUUCAAGUCUCAAUUGUUUGGCUACAUAGUACCAAUUACAAUUUUAGAUUUUCCAGAAAAUCAACAAGCGAUCAUGGUCGCAGAAGCACGACGGCUUAAUCUUAAAAAAAGUAAAUUGUUGAUGAAGUUCCUCCGGUUCAAUUUGUAG
Molecule: messenger RNA, 525 nt
Organism: Ilex paraguariensis (yerba mate)
Lineage: Eukaryota; Viridiplantae; Streptophyta; Magnoliopsida; Aquifoliales; Aquifoliaceae
Source: the annotation of a GenBank genome assembly